Messenger RNA from Ceratina calcarata, 4172 nucleotides. Its product is annotated as TBC1 domain family member 25. The record is from RefSeq and is a predicted model, not a curated record. Gene Ontology annotation, cellular component: autophagosome. Gene Ontology annotation, molecular function: GTPase activator activity. The transcript is spliced from 9 exons. NCBI's taxonomy places the organism in Eukaryota, Metazoa, Arthropoda, Insecta, Hymenoptera, Apidae. Gene Ontology annotation, biological process: activation of GTPase activity; regulation of autophagosome maturation. Bases 754 to 3357 code for a protein of 867 amino acids.
CACCGUCGGAAGUCGAAGACGCCUCUUUCUAGCGUGCUCGGCGACGCUCGGUUCUCUUAUUCUCGCUCUUUCUCUUCUUCCUCGCGCAAACGUAUCGCCGAACAAUAUUACUUCACCAUUCUCUUUGUCUGUCUUUGUUGCGCUUCUCGUAUUUCCCCUCUCGCCCCUCUUGGUGUCAGUGGUUUUUACGGUACAAAAUUACGUACGCGCACUAUGCGCACUAGUUUCGGAUAAUAAACCACCCAGUAAUGCUCGGUAUGGCUGUACUUUGCGCAGCGAUGUCAACGAUGACACGAUGACGACAAAUCUUGGCGGUUAAAGCUUGAGAAAGGCGCGAAACGAUAUUCUCGACAUUUAACAUCCUGUAACGUGGCGUUCAAGCGUCUGACUUCUAUCAAUCCGGAAUCGCGGGUUCUUUUGCGAAAGUGUCAAAAAUUGGUGCAUGAUCUACGAAACGUUCGAGGUUUCUUUGAAAGAAGUGCUGUGGCAGUGUCCUAUUUCGAAACGAAUAUGCUACUCUCGAAAAGAAGCCAGAGCCUCGUACUGGAUCGGUCUGUGUGCGUCUUAUGAAACGAAUUAACCUAAGCAAUAAAAGAAGUGCAGAAUCUGUUGAAAAAUGUCGAGUACCGUUCGGUUUUACAAAAACAUCUUCCUUGAAGACGCAGAUUUCUAUGGAUCUGGAAUUGUCCCCAUUUAUUGAGCGUUCCUUUUCUCCGUGUCGACGAGAUAGUCUAUACAUACAAAACGUCAGACAUGUUCGGAUGUCCUAGAGAGGCCGUACGCGUCAAAGUGAAGAAAUGCGAGACAAGACAUCAGCCUGAAUAUCGAAAAUUCAGUGUGGAUCCGCAGAUAACAUCUAUUGAAGUGCUACAGAGUAUACUUAUCAAAGCGUUCGACAUCAAAGGAGAAUUCACUGUUUCUUAUCGAGCGAUAGACGAUUAUGGAUCGGAAACGUAUUUGUUCUUACUUUCUGAUUGGGAUUUGGACGCAGCGUUCAUCAGCGCCUCUGAACCGUAUCUUUACCUGCAAGUAAACUUGAAACCGUUCGGAGAAACAGGUGACUGUGAAUGUUACUGGGAACAGAAUGCGCAGGAAGUGUCGACACGGCAAGAAACCGGGUUUCCAUACAGAACGCCUAAGUUACCUGGUCUCAUAAUGAACAAGAUGGAGAGAACGCUGAACAUGGUUCAGCGUGCUUUAGGUAACUUGGGCGAAGAAUCGACACAUCAACAAGCCGCUCAACCACCGCGACCGCCCUUAACGGACGCUGAAUUCCGACGUUUCUUGGACCCCAUCGGACAAGUAGUACACCCCAAAGAACUGAGAGCUGUCAUAUAUUUUGGAGGUAUCGAGCCUAGUCUACGUAAAGUAGUUUGGAAGCACAUCUUAAAUGUAUAUCCCGAGGGUAUGUCCGGCCGCGAGAGAAUGGAUUACAUGAAGAGGAAGUCGCAAGAAUACUUGAAUCUUCGAGAAAGAUGGAAAUCUUUGGUACAAAAGGGACAGAACGUGGGUGAUUUAGCAUAUGUAACAAGUAUGGUACGAAAAGACGUUCUGAGAACGGAUAGACAUCACAAGUUUUAUGGUGGUUCCGAUGACAAUCAGAACACGGCCAGUCUUUUUAACAUUUUGACUACAUAUGCUUUGAAUCAUCCAAGCGUAAGCUAUUGUCAAGGUAUGAGCGAUCUAGCUUCACCCUUAUUGGUCACCAUGAGAGAUGAGGCUCAAGCGUACAUAUGCUUGUGCGCCCUUAUGAGAAGAUUAAAAGAUAACUUCAUGCUUGAUGGAAUCGCGAUGACCACGAAAUUUGCCCAUUUAGCAGAAGGCUUACAACAUUACGAUCCUGAUUUCUAUGCUUAUCUGAAAUCUCACCAAGCGGAUGACCUGUUGUUCUGUUAUCGAUGGCUCCUACUGGAAAUGAAGCGCGAAUUUGCUUUGGAUGACGCUUUGAGGAUGCUCGAAGUUCUGUGGGCCGCUUUGCCAGCAUCACCGCCAAAUGGAGAACUUAAUUUAGCGGAAGUACCUUUUCCUCCGCCUUCACCUCCGCCAAGCCCGAACGUGAAACAUAUUCGUGAGAACGCAUAUACAAAAGUUUGCGCUAUCAGACGGCAAAGUUCUUCCGCCAGUAUCGCCACUACUGGAAAAAGAAAAACUGUAAACACGGAGGAUCCGUCGCUGCAAAGCUCUACAGACACUAAUGGAGACUCAAAAAGAUCGAGCUCUCCUUACGAGACGUUUUCUGAGCCAGAGAAUGAUUUGACUUCAACGAAGAAUCGACGAAAUACAGAGUCCACGGAAAAGUGCCUAAGUACAGAUUCGCUAUCUGGUAAAUCUAAACGCGUAAACUUAUUGGAAUUGAAAGAAAGACUGUCGUUGCCUAAUAAAGAUCAAUGCAAAAGUAACGAGCAGAAUAACGAUGGCGAGAAAAAAUGUGCUCGUGUAGUAAAGAAUCUAAACGAAUUUUUAAAUUUUACCAGCCUUAAUCGUAGCAAAGUAACACCAUGUGAUGCUGAACCAGAAUUGAGGCGCGUCUCGAGCGAAAGCGGCGUGAUCAGAGUUUUAAGGGACGAACCAAGUUCUCCGGACGAUCCAACCGAUUUCUUCCCCAUGACUACUUCAAUGACCAGAGAAUUAAGACUGGAAUUAGAAUCACUCGAUCGUCAAGUCUUCGGACCAUCGCCACCCAGCGAUCAACAAUGUGAUUGCGUUCUUUCUAAAAGAGAAAGUGAAUUAGGAGAUAGUGAAACAGACACAGAAUUAGCAAAAUGUAGUCCAGCAGAUGUGUUUGUGUGGGAAAAUCCUUUGCACAUGUUGCAGCAGAAACAUCAUCCUGCUACUCCCGACGAACAAGCAGAGCUUGAAUACGACGGUGAAAUAUUGGAAGAUAAAAACGGUGUCAAGUCAGUUACACCAAUUAGAUUACUUAAACGCACUACUAGAUCCGAAUCAGCGUCGGAUAGUGAGGAGGCAGAAAGCUGGCAUCAAAAUGCGACGGUACAAGAAAGCCCGACCAAGCAAACCGUACAAGAACACUGCGAAGAAGCUACGGAGCUUACGAAUCUCAUUCCAGCGGGCACUUGCGAGGAUCAGUUAGGAGAAAGUUCUUUACCUCCACCUCACGAAUUUGGCGGUGGUAAUCCGUUUCUUAUGUUCCUGUGCAUCACCCUGUUAUUACAACACAGAGACUUUGUUAUGCGCAAUCAGAUGGAUUAUAACGAGAUGGCAAUGCAUUUCGACAAAAUGGUUCGCCGACACAAUGUCAUCCGUGUGCUCAAUCAAGCGAGACAACUGUUUGCUGGUUACCUUAGAAGGCAUUCUUCCUCAUCAUUAGCCACGAAAUCAGAUUCUGUAAACGUGUAAUAAUUACUGGUUAAAUGUUGUACUUAACAAUAUCGUAUUAAUACGAAAUGCGAAAUGAACGAUUUUAAAAUAUACAUAUAUUGUACCUUUUAAGACAAAUCACGAGAAGAGAAAAUAAGUUUAAAAUAUGUUUUUUAAAUCGGACAAGACGAAUCAAAAAACUUCUGUACAUUAAACAAAAUAUCAGGUAAAAUACGUAUCAGUGAUAAACUAGGCAAUAAGAAAGCUAUAUAAAAUAACUUCUUCCAGGUGCUCUUUUAACCAUGCGUUCAUGAAAAAUUAUUUAAAUGUUCUUUAAAAAUUUUUUCAAGUUCUCAUCGUUUAACGAAGAAAAAUGAUGAGACAAUAUUUUUUAUAUUAUUUAUUUGCAUUUAUCAACAUUUAUUACUUGCUGAAUUUCUCUUGUUAAUAAAAGUUUAUUUUACUAGGAAAAAUAAGUUUAGCUUCAGGGGCUAAACCUUCCCUGCAAUCAUGUAGGUAUAAGUGAAUACAAAAAUACAUAUAUAUAAACUAAUAAUUAACUACCAUGCAAUAGCAGUUGUCAUUACCUGUUCAGAAUAAUCCUUACAUUUCACGUAUAGUUUUAAAGUCUAUGAAAUUAAGUAAAGUAAACACUCUUCUGAUAAGUCUAUGUAUAGAAAUUACAGCACACCAUUAAAACGAAAUGGAAGCGCUUUGUUCUCGUAACCGAUAUAAUAUUAAAUCUAUUCUUUACCAUUUACCAAUACCUACAUAUAAUAAUGUCUAUUUUAUACUCUUUAAUUAUUAUACAAUACUCAUUUCUUUCUUUUUAAUAAAAUUUUGUUCCAUAAGCA